This is a messenger RNA of Osmerus eperlanus (European smelt), 3006 nucleotides long. It is a transcript of the gene cratb, whose product is annotated as carnitine O-acetyltransferase b. Gene Ontology annotation, biological process: carnitine metabolic process, CoA-linked. Bases 345 to 2198 code for a protein of 617 amino acids. Gene Ontology annotation, molecular function: carnitine O-acetyltransferase activity. Gene Ontology annotation, cellular component: peroxisome. The record is from RefSeq and is a predicted model, not a curated record. The transcript has 16 exons. Lineage: Eukaryota; Metazoa; Chordata; Actinopteri; Osmeriformes; Osmeridae.
UAUAUUUAGGAUUAGGCGGAAACAUGUCAACACGUGUUGUUGUUUUUUAGCUGUCUAUUUUAACUAGUAGUUAGUGAGUUUACCUUCAUCAUGUAGUAAUAGGUAGUUAACGAAAUCGUCGGGCCUUUGGAAAACUGACCUCAUACUUUGGCGUGCUUUGUAACGUCAACGUGUGCACGCCCCAAGACGAACACUAUCAUUUGAGUUGGUCAAUGACAGUUUGAGAUUUUCAGAAAGUGGUCUGGUAUUUAUCUAAGAUUCGACGUCGCUAGUUAGCUAGGUGUCCAAGUGAGUUAACUAGCUAAAGAGUUUGCAGGCAAGCUUGGCUCUUCGUCUUAAGUGAGAUGAUUCUGAGAAAAAUACCACCAAGAACAUGCAGGGCUUUGCUUUCUCGGGGAGGGGCGUUGCAGCAGGAAGCUUGGUGCUCUUCCGUGCCCGCCCAGCCAGUGCCCCCGCUUGCCCAGACCCUGCAGGGCUACCUGCGGGCCCUGGAGCCCCUUCUGCCGCCCGAGGAGAUGGACCACACCAGGAAGAUGGUAAAGAGGUUCUCCCAGGAGGGCGGGCUGGGUCCCAAUUUGCAGGAAGGUCUGGAGAACCGAGCAAGAAGCAGUAAUAACUGGAUAGCAGACUGGUGGGUUCAGUGGGCAUACCUGAAGAGCAGGCAGCCUCUGCCCGUACACUCCAGCCCUGCCAUCUCCCUCCCCAAGAGAGACUUCUCAGAGUGGAGGGGCCAGCUGGUGUUUGCGUCUAAGUUGAUCGCAGCCGUGCUGGAUUUCAAAGCCAAAGUGAACAAUGGUCUGCUGCCAGGGGAGUUCAUGCGAGGCCAGCCUCUGUGUAUGGAGCUGUUCCCCCUGCUGUUCUCGUCCUGCAGGAUCCCAGGUCCUAAACACGACCAGGUGGUGCAUCAUGGCCACGCUCGCCGCUCCCCCACGCACAUCACCGUGGUGCGCAACUACCAGUUCUUCCAGCUGGAGGUGUACAACAGCGACGGCUCCAGGAUGACGGAGAGCCAGAUCCACGGGCAGCUGCUCAGGAUCCGGGCCCAGUCCUGGAAGACCGACAAGGAGCCGCUGGGAAUCCUGACCAGCGAGCACAGACACACCUGGGGCCAGGCAUACACACGGCUUCUCAGAGAAAAGCUGAAUAAGGAGUCUGUGCGAGUGAUUGAGAAGGGACUCUUCACCCUGUGUCUAGACUCUCCUGUCAUGAGGAUAUCAGAUGAGAAGUACUCCAGUCGCAUGGCUGCCCAAAUUCUGCAUGGGGGCGGGACCUACUCCAACAGUGGAAACCGCUGGUUCGACAAAACGCUACAGUUCGUGGUGGGUGAGGAUGGUUCCUGGGGGCUUCUGUAUGAGCAGGCCACAGCUGAAGGUCCACCAAUAACCACCCUCUUGGACCACAUCCUGCAGUACUGUCAGAAGCCCGACCCGAAGAGAGCUCCGCUGGUGCCCCUGCCCAUGCCCAGGAAACUCUACUUCUCCAUCGACCGCGACAUCAAGAGAGACAUAGAGCACGCCAAGCAGAACCUGGAUAUCCUGAUCAACGACCUGGAUAUAAACUGCUUCAACUUCCAGCGGUUUGGGAAGGAGCUCCCUAAACGACACAAUCUCAGUCCCAACUCCUUCAUCCAGGCUGCGGUUCAGUUGGCCUACUACAGAGUUCACCGUGAGGUGUGCCCCUCCUGUGAUAUGGCCUCCCAGCGCAUGUUCAGGGGCGGACGCACCGACUACAUCCGCUCCCCGACUAAUCAGACGCUCCGCUUUGUGAUGGCCUUCGACGACCCGGUCGUGUCGAUGGAAGCCAAGCGGGAACUCUUAAGAGAAGCUGUCGAGGCCUACAGUGCUCUCACUGACCAGGCACUCAGAGGGCAGGCCAUCGACCGCCACCUGCUGGGCCUGAAGCUGCAGGCCAUAGAGGAGGGACUGAGCGUGCCCAGACUGUUCAUGGACACGGCCUACGGCCUGGCCACGCACUGGAAACUCAGGACAGGACAGGUGCCGUCCAACACAGACAGCGUGAUGUGUUUCGGCCCCCUGGUCCCCGACGGAUACGCCGUGUGCUACAACCCCCAGCAGGACCACGUGCACUUCUCCAUAACGGCCUUCAACUGCUGUGAGGAGACUCAUGCUGAAACGCUGGCCCUCACCCUGAAGAGUGCCCUCUGUGACCUCCAGGAGUUACUGCAGCCCGGCGUGUAGCGUGGGACCUCGGCACGACCCUACUGCUGGAGGCAUGCUCUCUUGCGGGGCUUCACUAAGCUGAUUUAGAGCAUUGUGUGUGCUGGAUAUGGGUUGGAGCGUGGACCUACAGGAAGGUCAGCCAGCCCUGGUGUAGAGGUUACAAGGGAAAUGCCUGUUAUCGCCUUGUAUUUGCGGUGCUAAUGUUUGGAUAACUGAUUGAUCUGAACUGUUUGCUGCGCGCUGUUGGCUAACCUGCUGCUAUGACAAGCUGCUGUUUGCCAUAGAUAACUGUUUUGAGAGGAAAUCAAAGAGACACAACACUUAGCUGUGCAAUUGUUACAAGCACACUGCUAAUAUCUAACAAACUGUCCUUCAGCCCAUGUCGGACAGCAUCUGUGAAUGUACUCCUGAAAGAGUCUGUUCAGUACCAGCCACGGUGGUGUUUUAGAGAGGGGGGGUGAGGUGGCCAGGUGUGUUAAGUGUGUUUGUAUUCCUGGUACCUUUGAACCACAAAGCCACCUCAGCACCACAAUUCAGCCUCUGGGUUGUUAAGUAAAAGAUUUGCUGAGAGGUUUUCGGGUUGUGGAUAAUAAUCACUUGCUUGUGUCGUGUCAUGGGCCUCCUGUGUUAAGCGUUUCAGUGUGUCCUAAUUUUGCGUUGUGUUGGAUGAGUUUCUUGAAACCUUUAGUUACCCUGUAAAGGACCAAAUCUCUUUAUUGGCAAAUAAAAAAGCACAAGCUUGCCUCAGCUCUGCAUAUGAAUCUAUUCUUGUUAUUACCUCUGUAUCAUAAUUGCCAAUAAAUAUAUUGCGAUAUUCUUAAAGAAA